CUCUGGUCAGGUUUUGAUAAAUCUCCCACUAAAUCCCUCGAUAAAUCUCCCCCAAUUUAGUUUUUCUAAAGAAUGGCUCAGCAGCCACAUGACUGUUUCGACUAUCAAGUACAUUAAUUACAUCUCUACUCUAUACUUUAAUUUUGCAGCUUGUGUAGGAAGUUUAUGGAAAGUUUUUUUAGUUGUUGUUUGUGUCUAUAUCUGCAGCAUAUUGGCAUACAUUCAAUAUCCGUAUGCAAAGUAUUUAUUGGACAUCCAAACAUAGUGAAUAGUUAUGUGAAAAUGUUAGUUUUCCUUGUUUAUUAUAUGCUCCGUAUUGUGCAUUUCCAUCAGUCAUUGAACUGUUCAGAGCUCUAUAAGGGGCACUUUGGUGCAGUCUGCCCCUGCAGUCUAGCAUUGCAGGUUGUGAGAGGUACAGUACUGCAGUACAGAGCUAUGGGACAUGGCACUGCAAGCUCCCUAUCUCUCCCCCCUCCAUCCCAGCUCAGGCUCUGCAAGGAGGAAGGAGGGGAAGGGGGAGUCUCACUGUUUUGGUGCAGUUCACAUUACGCUGGAUGCAUGAACAGGCUGAAAUAUCCGUGGGACUCUUAAAUUUCCGAGGUCAGAGUUAAGACAAGCUUAAAGAUGGCCCCUGGGUAUCUUGAAUUCUCCUAUCUCUUCUGUGCUCUGUUCUUGUCCAUCCUUAUCCAUUCAGCUUUUCCUGCAGAGAGUAACAGGGGCCAUAGAAAAAUAGUCCAUGUUCAAGAGGGUGAGACUGGUGAAGUGAUUGUACAGACAGCUCCAGGUAUAGUGACCACACACCGGGGUGGCUCCAUUAUUCUUCCAUGCCGAUACCACUAUGAACAUUCUGGAGAGGAUCCUGCACCAGUACGCAUUAAGUGGUCCAAGAUCAGUGAUCCGGCAUCCUUCAUUGAUGUGUUUGUAGCUCUGGGGGAAGAAAGCAGAGGAUUUGGCUCCUAUAAGAACCGUGUGUAUCUUCAAGAGCAUGACCCAGGAGAUGCUUCACUGAUCAUCCACAAUGUUACGCUAGAUGAUUAUGGAAGGUAUGAAUGUGAAGUGACCAAUGAAUUAGAAGACGAUACAGGGACAGUAAAACUGGAUUUAGAAGGUGUAAUCUUUCCUUACUAUCCACGACUGGGCCGGUACAAAAUGAACUUUCAUGACGCGGAACAGGCUUGUAAGCAACAGGAUGGUAUUCUAGCUUCAUAUGACCAGCUUCAUGAGGCCUGGCUUAAUGGACUGGACUGGUGUAAUGCAGGAUGGCUGCAUGAUGGCUCAGUGCAGUAUCCAAUCUCCAAACCUCGUGAAGAAUGCGGUAAAAAAGACACCCCUACUGGUGUUAGAAACUAUGGCUACAGACACAAGGAUGAUGAGCGCUAUGAUGCUUUCUGUUUUACAUCCAAUCUUAAUGGCAAAGUUUAUUUCCUGAAGACAUAUCACAAGAUGACUUUUCAAGAGGCAGCCAAAGCCUGUGAGAAGAAUGGUGAUACAGUAGCCAAAGUUGGUCAACUCUAUGCAGCCUGGAAACUGCAGCUUUUGGACAGAUGUGAAGCCGGAUGGCUUGGUGAUGGCAGUGUCCGCUACCCCAUUGUAAAUCCACGGCUAAGGUGCGGAGGAACAGACCCUGGGGUGAGGAACCUAGGAUUUCCUAGUAAAAAGUAUAAAUUAUUUGGAGUUUACUGCUUUAAGGGAAAAGGUGACACAGAAGAAAAUGAAGAAAAAGUAAAGAUCAAGAAUGGAAUCAACCGAUGGAAAUCUAAUCAUGUGUAGAGCAGGUGAUGACGGAGCUUGCUGAACAUUGAUGUCCGUGAUCUGAAAUGAACAUCUACAUGCCUAUAUAUCAAUGCACACAUGUGAAACGAAGUUCAAUUGCUUUAAAGCGGGUCAGCGUAGUUAAGAUAUGUGAGUUUAUAAUAUGAAUAAUGGACUGGAGAAGAAACAAUGCACUUAUAGAAGGAUUGAUGAGUAAAACAGAUAUGUAUUCUGAUGUCAAAUCUGAAAAUUAAGUGAACUUGUAAAGAAAAAGGUCUGGAUCAUACAGUAUCCUCACCCAGAUUUUAACAAAUGAAUGACAAUGUUCAUAGCACAACCAUGCUACUUUUUAAAGCGUACCUGUCAGAUCCCAAAAAAAAAAAAAAAAAAUCCUGAUCAUGUACAUAUAAUUUUUAUGUCUCUAACAUAAAAUAGCAUAGUAAUGCUGCUUAAUGUAUUUUCCAUCCUCUGGGGGAGGGGGCAUAUCCCUCUCUUGCCUGCACUGUGAUGACCCCUCCCCCUCCCUUAUUGUGCUUACUUGCUGCUCUCAGAGCAAGCCUGGGAGCCCUGCUCUGCCUUUCCUCUCUGGCUUUAUGCUGUAUACACACACACACACACACACACAAUGAUUAUUGGAGAUUUCCUGUACUCUACCACCAAAGACAAUAUGGUGAGUGUAUAAAUUAUAUCUUCAUAUGUCAUUCAUGUGUAUCAUCCUUUGGCAGUCCUGUAAUGCAGGGACUUGUUGUUUUGUAAUAGUUGGAGGUACACUGUUUGGAUAACUCUUUUUUGCAGCUGUGUUGCCUUCAGCUGUGUGCCUACAGCCUUUGCAAAACUGCAACUCCCAGCAUGCCCAGACAUCCUUUGACCGUCCAGGCAUGCUUGGAGUUGUAGUUUAGCAACAGCUGGGGGCACAUGUUUGGUAAAAUUCUGUGUUACAGCAAUGUUUCUGCAAGCUGUGUUCCUCCCUCAGCAUUGUCAAUCAUCCAUCUCGUGUCCAUGACCCUUGGACAUGCUCAUGCUGCUGUGGGACUCAGUUUCCCAGGAGAUAUAGGGACCCCUAGUGGUGGGAUUUUCAAAGGCAGUUUUCUUUCAUAAAAUAUGAUUUUUUUUAAAGAAGUAUAUUAGAAAAACUAUUGUUUUGCCAUGACGUACAAAAUUUAAAAAGUUUUUAUAUCUGACAGUGCCCAUUCAACUGUCAGCAUAAAUGCACAGAAAAAAUGGAACCUUACAUCGUCAUUAAUUAAUAUAUUAAAUAGGACAGGACCCAAGACGGACCCCUCUGGUACCCCACUAGUAACAGUCACCAAAUCAGAAUAAGUACUAUUAAUAACCACUCUCUGUUUCCUAUCACUGAGCCAGUUACUUACCCACUUACACACAUAUUGGUUUUCAGCCUUCAGAGGUACAAAAGCGUUUUGUUCACUGACAGCAGAGAUUGUAAACAUGGUGAGAAAUAGUUCGGAACUGUUCACUAUGCAAUGAUUAAACCUUAUUUGCAUAUAACCUCUUUAAUGUCUUAUAAUAGACAACCCUGUACAUAGGGAACUUACAGCAGUGAUCAGCUGGCUGCUGCAUGUCUGGCUCCCAAGAGCCCCAACAGCUGCUUUUGCAGCAGAGAAAUAGUCAUCCAAGUAAUACAUAAAUGUCCUGAGUUUGGCAAAGUGAGAUAAUUUCCACUUUGUUUCACUCACAAAUGUCCUUAUAUUGGCCUAUGUAAGGCUGGGUUCACAUAUAUCAGGAGUCCGGCAUAGUUUCCCUCCAUCGUGCACCAGAGGGAAACUGAUGCUAGAACUGAUCCCAUUCAUUUGAAAGGGGCAGUUCACAAUCAUCCAGCGUCUCAAUUUUGACACCGGAUGGUUGGACUUGCCGGACUACUCCGGACAAGGGAAUGCAGAAACAAUGAACACCGUCCAGAAACAAUGGACACCGCAUGCCAUACAACUGAUGACAACUGAUGCACGUUUUCAUCUGUUAUGACAUCAGUUGGGUCGAGAUCUAGCCGGACAUAUGUGAAACCAGCCUAAUAGACCCAAGGAUCAGCCAAUAAACAAGAAUAUGUUCAUUCCUUGGGGGAGGGAGUGGGGUUUAACAGGUUUAAAAAUCAUUGUUUGUCGGUUGCACAUCACCCUGUAUAAAACGGAAUGUGUGGCCAAUAAAUGACAUUAGAAAGGGCCAUAUGAACGAUCCAGUGAUUUUGGUAUAUGUGGUCCACCCCGCCCCAUACCGAGCUAUGCAAAAAGCUCAGUCUCAAUCUAGCAGUUCUGCGCUCAUGUUGCGCUGUGCAUUACAGCCCUUACUGGCCAAUCUUUACAGCAAUAGUAAGUGAUUCGUAUAAGAUUCUUAUAACUUCCGUCUUGUUGAGGUUUGCAGCGUUCCACCAGUUGCUUCUUUUCUUGACCCUUUGGGCUACAAAUUUACUGACAUUGUUUCGGUUUUAUUUGGUUGCUGAGGAGAAUUUAAGACCCCAAAGGCAGGAUUAUAUAUGUGGCGAAUCUCAGAGAGACCAAAAUCUGCACAUUACAAGUGUCUGACUCUCUUCCGAUAACUCAGCGGUUAUCUUAUUUAAACAGAUGGAUUAACCUAAAUAGACAGUGAGCAACAGUUUUUAUGGAAACUAUUAGGAUGUAAUGAUAUAUUUUACACAAAUAUUUCUUGUCGUUAGCAUAGACAUCUGACAACAUUGGGAUUCAGUUUUUCCCACCUACUGCACAUGAAUUGAAAAAAAACAAUGUGAGAAAAAUGUUUUUUGAAAGAAAUCAUUUUUACAAAACAAAUAAUACACUUAAAAUGCAGGCAGUGAGCACGCCAUUCAUUAGAGCUCAGCCAUGCAGACAUUGCACAUGUAAUCUACAUUUCUACAAUCUACAAUUAUCCUGUUUGGCAUCUUUCAGCUGAAUUAUAGUGUUUCAGUUUUCUUUAAAAAAAAAUCAAAUUAUCUAUGUUUUUAUGCUCUUCAUAGCUUUGUCUUUUAUCUUCUGCAAUGGGUAGAAUGGUUAUAAUGAAAAAUUGCAGGCAACAAAGCUUUGUGUUGCCGGUGAGCGAUAGACAGUACAUUAACUGUUUAGAAAAGGUGGGUUAUCCAGCAAUGCUGGCAUCUUGUUGUUUGACUUACAUAAGAUACCAUGUAUACACACACCAGAAGGAGUAUGUGAACUGUCAUAGUAAUAAAAUGACGUUUAAGAGUGAAACGCAUGAAAUGGUGACCAUAUUCCUGUCAUUUCCCUACUUGAUAACUAGAUGCACCAGUUUUUUAUUCAGACUUAAAGGGGUACUCUGCUGGAAAACAUUAUUUUUUUUAAUCAACUGGUGCCAGAAAGUUAAACAGAUUUGUAUAUUACUUCUAUUUAAAAAUCUUAAUCCUUCCAGUACUUAUUGGCUGUUAUAUGCUCCACAGGAUGUUCUUUUCUUUUUGAAUUUCCUUUCUGCCUGACCACAGUGCUCUCUGCUGACACCUCUGUCCAUUUUAGGAACUGUCCAGAGCAGGAUAGGUUUGCUAUGGGGAUUUGCUCCUACUGGUGUCAGCAGAGAGCACU
Messenger RNA from Hyla sarda, 5288 nucleotides. It is a transcript of the gene HAPLN4, whose product is annotated as hyaluronan and proteoglycan link protein 4. Gene Ontology annotation, molecular function: hyaluronic acid binding. The transcript is spliced from 5 exons. Lineage: Eukaryota; Metazoa; Chordata; Amphibia; Anura; Hylidae. Gene Ontology annotation, biological process: cell adhesion. The coding region runs from base 625 to 1770 and encodes 381 amino acids. The record is from RefSeq and is a predicted model, not a curated record.